AUGAUAUGGGUCGCGGGAUUUUUUGCGGCUUUGUCUCAAAUCACUUACCCUUCUGUAAGUUCAUUCCUUUCGUUACACUGUGACGGAGACAAGCAAGGCGCUGCCCAAGGCAUGUUGGCCGGGAUUCGAGGGCUUUGCCAAGGUUUGGGACCGGCUCUGUUCGGACUCAUAUUUUACGUCUUUAACGUCGAUCUCAGUUCGACGGAAAGGAGCCCUUCGCCGAUAUUCACGUACACUUCUCGGCAUGGCAAUGCCGUUCGCGAUCAGUUGUUUACACCUGUUUGGAACGGUUCUUCUUCCGUGGCCACUGCGAGUCUUAGUGAGAAAUCGGGUGUGGCAGGUCCGCCUUUUAUCGUCGGUGCGCUGUUGGUCUCUUUGGCAAUAUUCGCAGUCCGAUGGUUGCAGUCGGUGCCACAUUUUCGAAACAUGCCUUCCAAAGUGAUCAGACUGUCGUCAGACGUUAGAAGGCAGUCGUUGAGCUACAGCCCCCUCAUCAAGCACAACAGCCAAACCGAGCUGUUCGUGCCCCGCAGUCGCGUUUCUCCGUCGACACUGUCCGUUUUGCGAGAUAGCGUCGACGGUUCAGCUGAACGCUCCUUGAACGACUUUUAA
Molecule: messenger RNA, 612 nt
Organism: Soboliphyme baturini
Lineage: Eukaryota; Metazoa; Nematoda; Enoplea; Dioctophymatida; Soboliphymatidae
Source: the annotation of a GenBank genome assembly